AUGAUGUACUCCAAGACCGCCCUUCUUCUCCUCAUUAGCUCUGUGAGCUUCACUCUCGCCGCGCCCGUUGAGGCGGAGCCCAUCGAUUCCGUGACCUACGAUCCCGCAACCUUUGACACUGAGAUGUCCUUUACCACCAAGCUGGCUGAACGCGCCGACAAGCACCUCUGCUGGGGAUGGUGCCAGGUCAACAUCAGCGGAGGACCUUGCAACUGGUACUGCCCUGCCGGUAUCGCAUGCAAGCCCCAGAACAACAGGGGUAUUGGCUGAAGCCUUGAUGUAGCGACUACUAAAGCGGGCACUGCGCUUGUGGCACAGCGCCAACAUCUUUGA
Messenger RNA from Alternaria burnsii, 333 nucleotides. RefSeq lists its product as uncharacterized. The transcript is spliced from 2 exons. The record is from RefSeq and is a predicted model, not a curated record. The coding region runs from base 1 to 270 and encodes 89 amino acids. Lineage: Eukaryota; Fungi; Ascomycota; Dothideomycetes; Pleosporales; Pleosporaceae.